AUGGCAACAGCAUUGCGAGUUUGGUUCGGCCUUUGCCUUUGUGCACUCAGCGUUUUGGGAACAGAACUCGUGGAUGAUGAGUGUGGUCCCGAUGAUGGAGCCUGUAGUCUGGAGCUUCACCAGCUCCGUGCCCAAAAGGAAGCGAAGGAAGUACUUCAGGCAGGUCAAUCGGAGAACAAGACUGCUGGCAAAUGCACAUCAGCAGAUGCGGAUGUCAUGAAGAAAUUGGGCGGCGGCAAUGCUGACGGCACCUUUCCAAAGAUCUUGUCCAAUUGUGGCAAGGGUGCGUACAGCUUCUGGAGUGGAUUCAAGCGUAGCAAGAUGCAAGACUGCAUCACGCAGCAGACAAAGCUCAGCUCGAGCUGCGCCAGCUGCUAUGCUAUGUCGGGCCAGUACAGUUACGACAACUGCAAGAUUCCUUGCCUCUUUGGGGCGUGGUGCUCUAGCAGCUGCCUGAAAUGCUCCCAGGGGAAUCAGGCCUCAGUGGACCAGUGUGCAGGCAUGCCGUCACCAACCGUGUCUCAGUGCUAG
Messenger RNA from Symbiodinium natans, 531 nucleotides. NCBI's taxonomy places the organism in Eukaryota, Dinophyceae, Suessiales, Symbiodiniaceae. The record is from the annotation of a GenBank genome assembly.